AUGGGAGAACUACAGAAGCAAUUGCAAGAUCUAUCUGACGAGUUCCAGAAGCUGCAAGGAGAACUUCAAACCGCAGUCGACGCCCGCCAGAAGCUCGAGUCCCAGCAGCAGGAGAACAGAGGCGUCCAGAAAGAGUUCACCUUAUUGUCCGACGAUGCGAACAUCUACAAACUUGUGGGUCCGGUGCUCCUAAAGCAGGAGAAGUCGGAGGCGGUCAUGGCAGUUGAUAGUCGUUUGGAUUACAUUGAGAAGGAAAUCAAGCGCAUCGAGAAGCAGAUCAGCGACAUCCAGGAGAAGAGUGAGAACAAGAAGCUUGAGAUUUUCCAGCUGCAAACGCAGAUGCAGCAGCAGCAGCAGCAGCAGCCGGUCCAAGCCGCCGCCUGA
Molecule: messenger RNA, 384 nt
Organism: Coniosporium apollinis CBS 100218
Lineage: Eukaryota; Fungi; Ascomycota; Dothideomycetes
Exons: 5
Coding region: 1-384 (127 amino acids)
Biological process (GO): protein folding; chaperone-mediated protein complex assembly
Cellular component (GO): cytoplasm; prefoldin complex
Molecular function (GO): protein-folding chaperone binding
Source: RefSeq, a predicted model, not a curated record